Molecule: messenger RNA, 2253 nt
Organism: Seminavis robusta
Lineage: Eukaryota; Bacillariophyta; Bacillariophyceae; Naviculales; Naviculaceae
Source: the annotation of a GenBank genome assembly
AAAUCUUUUUACUAUCCAGACAGGUGUGUAGUCCAUUCUCUAGCCACGCCAUACUACGAUGUAGUAGGUAGCCUACAUGUGGAGGGAGUGACAUUUGACAUCCAAGCAACGGCGCACUGUGAGGCUGGAAUAAUUGACUUGAGGGCGAAACACUUGGUCAGGGAUGUGGAAAACGCUUGGCGAAGCUAAACCUUUUUCUGACUGUUUUCCGUGACAGCAGUUCACACGGUCUAUCUAGACUUGCUGGGCCAGCACUAACUUGGAACCUGGAGUGUGUGCAUCCAGCAGUCAGCGAAACCUUUCGAGUGACUCCGGCUAUCCAGUGCGUCAACCGUCCUGCUGUCAUAACAUCACUUAUCCCUACCCCUCUACAUACGGUAUAGGUUGUCUGUGCGUGACGUGAAACUGGUUGAAAGGAGAACCGGUUGCCAAGGGGAUUUAAUUAACAGAAAAGAAAAUGAAUUCUUAGGAACCAUUCAAGCCUUUCCAGGAACGCGCGCACGCACUGCAAAACCGAGCGUACGGUAAAUGCAUUCAGCCCGUCUCGGUCGAAGAGGCAAGGCCAAAUCCAAAAUAAGACAGCUGCAGCAAACAAACAUUCCACAGCUUGCUUUGCUCUUUGCUCCACAACAAACAACAAUUCACUCGAGCAGCAAGAGCCAACAACCCAUUACAAGUACAGAACGCUCAACUCCUGAGCUUCAAGAGGUCGCCACCAUUAUCUUACCAAAGCGCUACAACCCAAAGUAGUUUCGAACGUCGUAAACAGAAGAAGGACAAGCGCCAUGUUCAGUGUACCGAAAGGAAAUAGCAGAGAUGUCGAGGAAGAAAGCCCAUUCCUGAGGAGUGUCGCCGUAAUGGGCGGGGCACCCAAGCUGACUCCCCUAUCAGCAACUCCCAAGUUCGGCAAGGCUCCUGCUAUCGGUCUACCCAAGCCAAAGAUUGGGUUGAGCCAGUCCAGAACUUCUUUCACGGUCACCCAGGAAUGGACUUCAGCCGCUGCGUGGGAUGUCAAGAGCGAGGAUCUAGAACUCGUCCCUGUGGACUUUCCUUUGGAACGCACUCACCGUGAAAUUCGAUGCGAUGCGUCUGAAGUUGCCAAAAGAAUCUCGGAUUCCUUGAAGCAUCUUUCGAUUGAUGCCAAGUACGACAACGAAAAUGCCAAGGCCAAGUGCAAGACAAUGGAAUGUGUCAAGUUCCGCAUUCGUCUCUAUGCUGGAGGUGAAAAUGGGCAGCCUGUGGUUGUGGAGGUACAGAGACGUUCUGGUUCCACUUCCAGUUUCAUGCGUAGCUGUCGUGCUGUGCUUGAUGCUGCCGAGGGCGCGCAGGCUGCCGCUGCUGCUCCCCAAUCUGGAGCUCCGAAAGCCAUUGGCAAACCCGGCAAAUUCCCUCCCCCAAUGAAGAGUUUGGGUGCGAUGAAGUGCCUCCAGUCUGUCAGCGUUCCUGGACCCACCCCCGAAGAAGAAGCCGCCAUGGCGUUUGAUUCUGCUGCGAGCUUGUGCAAAUCGGGCAAACAUGAUUCGGUUGUAUUGGGGCUUGAGAGUCUCUGCAAUUUGACCGACCCAUUGAAGUCAUCCCCCAAGACUUCUAUUCAAGUGUCCAAAUGGGUGCUCUUGGGACACGAGACUCACACCACCCGCGACGAUAUUACCGCUAUUCUGAACAUGGUGCCAGACGAAGAGGAGGAGGAUCUUCUGGUUGUUUUUGGCCAGCAGAAACAUUUUGCAGUGAUGGCCUUAGCGAAUGCAUUGGAUAUGUGCGCUAAGGAUGGAUGCCUCGCGAGUGCUGUAACGGAGCAGUCGUGGUUUGAGAGCUCCUUGGUUCCUUCACUUUUGGCCAUCCUCAAGGAUGCUGUCGAUUCUGCUAGCAACGCAUACGCUGCGGCCCGGGGAUUGUCCAGUUUGCUUUCCUCCUCGAACGCCACCCUGCCUAUGAUUGAGGAGAAUAAUGGCGUCGAGACACUCAAGAUGGCACACGAAUUCGGGCUACAAAACCACGAUCUGCUGGCUAGCGAGGCUGCUGGUUGUCUCGAAUCAGUGAAGGGCUCUCACUAGAUGGCGACCGGUAUAUUGGUGGAAGAAAACUUGUAAACAGGAAGGAGAUGAUGAAGGAGAUUUCUUGCACGUUCCGAUGUUGAGGCGAGACGCUGGGAGCAGCUGUUGAAUACUAUCCUGCUGCUGAAGAGUUUUGCCCAGUAAAACCUCGAUGCAGCUUUAAACGACACAAUUCGUCAUAAAUGCACAUUUUCACAUU